CAAUAUUUGAGUGAUAGAGAUAUUGCACCGCUGUAGCGAAGUGAAGAUAAAUAAAUAAUUGAAAUUUUAUUAAAUAAAUAAAUAUUAUUGUUUAUCAUUAACUAUAAAUCCUUAUUAAAGCUCCUGCGAUCAUUAUAAAUAUAAACAUUAGUCUUUUAGUUAUACAUCACUGGCUCUUUAGGUUAUCUUAUAAAGUCGGCGUUUAUUAUGUCAAUUGAACAAGUAUUUCUGUACUUCUGGAUUGAAAAACAGAUGGCAUUGGUGUAUUCUUCUAAUCUGUCAUGAACAGCUGUUUUACUUAUCAAUGACAUGAUGUGUUUACCACUAUUUAUAAAAAUUAAUUAUCUUAUUUUUUGAAAGAAUGUUGUCAUUGAAAAAAAAUAAUUUAAGUAAUUCGUAAUAAUGCAUAAAAAUAUAAAUUCACCAACUAAAUUAACGGAGUUUGCUCCGUUAAGCCAGCAAGAUAAUCAACCUGGAGUAGUUUCUCUGUUUUCAAAAUUUUUUAGUUUUACUAAAAAUAUAUCUACUGGAGAAGGUACGGAAAUAUCUCCCAAUAAUGAUGAACAAAGCUGUUCUUCAGGAGAUUCAGAAUCUUGGAAAGGAGAUGGAUUAGAUCGAGAAAAAUCACCUGUUGAUGAUGACAGUUCUACAAGUAUGUCUACUUAUCCUGUUGACACUUCUGAAGGGCGUAGUUUACCCAAUGUUCUCAAACGUAUCAGCAAUAUUGUAGCUUUAAAAAGUAAUAAUUUGCAAUCCUACAAGGAUUCUCAUUUAAGAAGUUACUGGAUGCCAGAUAAAAAAGCUAAACAAUGUUAUGAAUGUGGAGAAAGGUUUACAACAUUCAGAAGAAGACAUCAUUGUAGGGUUUGUGGUCAAAUAUUUUGUUCCAAAUGUUGUUCUGACGAAAUUCCUGGUAAAAUAAUGGGUUGCACUGGAGAUUUGAGGGUUUGCACUUAUUGUUGUAAAGUCGUUUUAUCAUAUUUACAGUCUUCAGAUAUGAAAAGUGUCCUUUCUGCUGAUUUGAAAGCUCUUCAAGAAGACUUACAACUAAAAUACGGUAAUGAUUCUAUUCCAGUAAUGGAAAAUAUGUCUAGUAGUGUAAUUCAGGAUGACACAAGAAUAAGUAGAAAGCCAAGUGUGGGAUACAUGGAAGAAAAAUACGCGAUAGGAACAUCAGGAGAUUAUUUAUCUUCUCAAGAACGAGCAAAUGUUUUGAAAAAUUCUACAUCAUUAAGAAUCAUUUGUGAAGAAUUAUUUCGAUCCAAUCAAGCAAUUAAUCUUCAAACUCACCGAAUAAGGCUUAAAAAUCACUAUAAUUGUUUUACAGGAAGUGAAUUAGUGAACUGGAUGAUUGCUCAGAAUAAAGCGGCAACAAGAAUUCAAGGAGAGGCGAUUGGCCAAGCAUUACUCGAAGCCAACUUUAUUGAAUCGGUUCAAUCAGAAGUAGAGUUCAGUGAUUCAACAGCAAUAUUUAGACCCACAAGCAAUAAUUUACUCGGAAAUUAUCUAAGUAGCAGUAAUCAAUCAAGUUGUGACGGUCAAGAACCUGCAUGGGUAAAAAAUAUUCCUCAGAAUGACUCAACAACAGACUCUGAAAGUGAAACAAAGCCAUCAUAUGCUUCGCCUCCAUCUGUGAGUCAUUUUCCUACAUCAGGGUCUAGUUUUUAUCUGGAUCUUAAUCUUGAAGAUUCCACUGUCACGUUGAAACGACCUAAAACGUCUCAAGACAUCAAUAAAGAAUUUACUGAUAGUAGUGACAGUGCUACUGAAUCAAAACAAUACCGUAAUUCAAUAUCAAAACAUGAUUUUGCUGGUUCAAGUACUGCCAGUGUUGGUUCUGAUGAGCUUUUAAAUGAUGAUGCACUUCAAACUGUUCAACAAGUUAAAGAAAUUAAUUGUUGGUACAAAGUUAAUAAUUUACGCAAUUCUUUUGGAGAAAUGAGUGCAUAUAAUAAUUUAUCAUUAGCUUACAAACAACAUGAGGAUUAUUUAAUCAAACAACUUUUGAACAGCCAAGGUCUAUCUCAAAAUUGGUCUGAAAUGAUACUCUCUCUUGCUCAUCAAAUUAUUGAUCAAGUAAGGCCAGAUGAAAAUCACAAUGCUGAUGAUAUGGAUAUUAGACAAUAUGUUCAAAUUAAAAAAUUACCUGGAGGUAAUAGGAGUGAUUGUGAAAUUGUUUCUGGAGUUGUUUGCAGUAAAAAUAUUGCACAUCGUGCGAUGCAUUCAACGAUUUUAAAUCCAAAAAUUUUAUUACUUCAAUGUGGAUUAAUGUAUCAGCGUGUAGAAGGAAAAUUACUGAGUCUUGAACCUGUUAUGUUGCAGGAAAAAGAAUAUUUGGGUUAUACAGUAGCGAGAAUCAUGGCUCUGAGACCAAAUAUUGUUAUGGUUCACCGAUCAGUGUCAAGAUUAGCUCAAGAUAAGUUUAAAGAAUGUGGAGUUACUCUUGUUCUCAAUGUUAAGCUUCCUGUUCUUGAAAGAGUGGCUCGUUGUACUGGUGCAACUAUCGUGAACACAAUAGACGCUCAACUAACAACACGGUUUAAAUUAGGAACUUGUCAAAAAUUUUAUUUGAGAAGUUUUUCUAUUAAUGAUGGUUCGACAAAAACACUGAUGUGUUUUGAAGGUUGUGCUGAUGCUAAUCUUGGAUCUACCAUUCUUUUAAGAGGUGGAUCACUUGUUGAGUUAAAGAAAGUUAAGAAUGUAAUGUCAAUGAUGCUUUUUGCUGUUUAUUCGUGGAGAUUAGAAAUGUCUUUCCUAAUGGAUGAAUUUGCUGAACCACCAUCUCAGAAAGAUGACUGUUUUCUUCAUGAAAACAGUAAUAAAGAUUCAGUAAAUAAUUUGAGUGAAUCUUAUAAUGAUAAAUUAAAAUUAACAGCUUCUAAAUCGUCCACCAAUGAUAAUUAUGGUAAUAAUAUUUUUAAUGAUUUAGAAAAUAAAAAUACAGAUAUAAAUUCUUAUGAUACUUUGAAACUUUUCAAAUCUAAUAAAAAAAGUUCACAUAAUAAUAAAGAUGAUAAACAAGAUGUUUUUCAUAAAACAACACAAGACAAUGAAGAAAGUUUAUUAAAUAAUGAUAGCAAUAUAAAUGAUUGUGAAAAUGAUAUUUUGAUUGGAGAAAUUUCCUUGGAUCAAAAUGUUAUUUCUGAGACGUCUGAAAUGACAUUUAGACUAAAGGAAAAAGUUUUAAGCGAAGAAAAAAGAGUUCAUGGUGAAUCAGUGAGUGAUCAGAGUGAUCCUCUUCAUCAAUAUUUGAAUGAAGAGGAAGAUAUAUUUUCUCAAACAAUAAAUUCAUCAAGCACUAGUCAAAAUUUAAGUGUUGCUGAUCUUCCAUUAUUAAAUAAAUUCAAGAAAGCUUUAGAUGACACUGUUUUGAGCUUUUCACCUUAUCUAAAAUUUACAAUACCUUAUUUAGAAACAGAACCUGGUCGGAAUUGUGUUUUGCGUAAAUUCUUUCCAAAGGAAAUUUUUUAUUCUGCCCAAUUUUCUAAUAAAAUUGAAGGAAUUAAGGCUAAUAAUAUAAAUAACAUAACUCAACCAUUGAAAGAAAAUUCUUUACAGCAUAAGUUGAAACCACGACAUCCGUUUACUUUAAUGAAAUUCACAUCUGGUGUUGAUUCUAAAGAAGUGCAAACACUUUUAGCAGAUUUUCGAGCUCGUGGUAGCAGACUACCAUUUUCUAACAACGUAAUAUUAGAAAAAAAUACGAAAGUUGUGGAAACUGAAUCAACAAUAAUUAAUGAUUCAACAGGAUUAAGAUGGCCUGAUUGUUUAGACCCAGCAAGUCAUCAACGACUGCCAGUACUUUUUUGUAGCUUUUCUCACAACGCCAAUAACGUUCCAGCUUUCUGCCUUAACCCUUGGAUAGUAAAUAUGGAUUUAUAUGGUCGCAAUGAUAUUGCUUUGGGCCGUUUCCUUGAAAGAUAUUGUCUUACAUCUGAAUACAAGUGCCCAGCAACUGCUUGUAGAGCUCAGAUUGAUCAACAUGGUCGUAGAUUUGCACAUGAUGGUAGUUGUGUUCAUAUAUCUUUGAAAAAAAUAUCUAGCGAUGUUUUUAGACAAGAAAACCAACAUAUUUUAAUGUGGAGUAAAUGUAUAAAAUGUAAAAAUGUAUCUCCAGUAGUUCCAAUGUCAUCAGAUACUUGGUCUCUAUCAUUUGCCAAAUAUUUAGAGCUUCGGUUUCAUGGUAAUGUUUAUACAAACAGAAGUUCAGAUACUUGUAAUCAUUCUCUUCACCAUGAUCAUUAUCAGUAUUUUUCAAAAAACAACAUGUUAGCAGUAUUUAAGUUUACAAAGAUUUUGCUUUGGGAGAUUUCAUUACCGCCACCGCUUAUUCAUAUUACUUAUGAUGCUAAACAGCAUGCAAAUAUUAUUGAGGAAGUGAAAAAUAUUGCUUUAAAAGGCGAUGAAGUAUUCUGUGGUAUAAAAGAGAAACUUAUGACUCUUCAAAUUGAUCAGGACGGAUUGAAUCCAAUUAAGCAGCAAUUGAAUAAAGAACAACAGUAUUUUAAAAAUAAAAUAGAAGAAAUUCAAUUAAAGUUAACAUCUCCGACAUUAGAGAAUAAAAAAUUAGAAGGGAAAACAGCACAAAGACAUGUACAAGCAUUUAUGUUUAGAAUUGAGGACGGCAUAGUAAUUUUAAAACGACUAAUAUCAGAAGCAGUUUCUAAUUGGAAUGCGAGAAUUUUAGAUUUAGCUACAAAGAAGAAGGAUGAAAGGUUUAGAAGGUUUACUGAAAGGUCACAAGUAACAGGAAGUAGCGGAAUAAUUGAUACCGAUGGUUACAUAACUGAAGAUACCGCAUCUGAGUCACUCGUGGAAGAUUUGAGUCCUAUGUCUGCUGAUUACAAUGCGAUUGAUAUUAUAUCUAAAGUCCAGAGUGAUUUUCAACUCGGAGAAACUCUCGAGAGUUCUGAUAAUGAAGUUCAAGAAACUGGUAAUCAAACAGACGUUGUUAUUCUUCAAGACUCGCCCAAGUCUCACCAUCGAUCACAUUCUGAUGUUUUACCUAUCACUUUAGAUGAUAUACCCGAUAAAAAGAAGAAAAAAAAGACUAUUUUAUCACAACUUUUACCAUCUGCUCCAAUUAUUACUCCAAUCUCUAAUCCACUCGGAGCUUUAGAGCAUCAUUUAUUGCCCCUUGGAUCUGUUGUUCCUGUUGUUGUUUACGAGUCUGAACCUUCAUCGAUUAUCGCCUACGCUUUAGAUUCUCAUGAUUAUAAGCAUGCUUUGCAAGAAAUUAUACGCACAACUAAAGCCGCUGAUCAAAAUUCAAGUCCUCUCAACAAAAGAAAAUUGGACAAUAAAGAUAAUUCUGUUGAUUCUAAUCAGUCAGAAAAUAAUUUGCAAACCACUAGCAGUACGAAUACUACGGAUGCAGAAGAAGAUAAGAAAAUAAUAAAACAGCAGAAUUACAUUGAAGUUCAAUUUGCAGAUGAUACUACUAAUUUCUACUGUAGGAUAUAUUUUGCAGCACAAUUUGCUGCAUUGAGAGAAAAUGUAUUGCCUUGUGGAGAAGAUGGUUUUACCAGAAGCCUUUGUAGAAGCGUUCAAUGGGCAGCAAGAGGUGGUAAAAGUGGCAGUGCUUUUUGCAAAAGUCGAGAUGACAGAUUUAUUCUUAAAGAAUUAUCAAGAGUAGAAAUGCAAAUAUUUCUAGACUUUGCACCAAAUUAUUUCGCAUACAUGGAAAAAUGUCUUCGAAAUAAACAACCAACACUCUUAGGUAAAAUUAUUGGAGUUUACAGAGUAUCUUUUAAGAAUAAUACAACAAAUGCUUCACUUAAAACAAGUGUGUUGGUAAUGGAAAAUUUAUUUUACUCUCGAACAAUUACGGAUAAAUAUGAUUUAAAAGGAUCAGUGAGAAAUCGCUUAGUUAAUCUAGAUGAAGCAGAUCAUGAAGGAGAAUUAGUUUUAUUGGAUGAAAAUUUAUUGAAUAUGAGCUGUGAUUCACCUUUGUAUAUAAGACCACAUUCUAAAGAUGUUUUAAACAAAGCAAUUGAACAAGAUACUAAAUUUUUAGCUGAGAAUUCUGUAAUGGAUUAUUCAUUGCUUGUUGGUAUUGAACCAGACUCAAACGAGCUUGUUUUAGGAAUCAUUGAUUAUAUACGAACGUUUACGUGGGACAAAAAGCUAGAAACAAUGGUAAAAAAAUCCGGAAUAUUAGGAGGUCAAGGUAAAUUGCCAACGAUUGUAUCUCCAGAAGAAUAUCGUGCUAGAUUUAUUGUUGCCAUGCAUAGAUAUUUUCUACCUGUUCCGGAUAGGUGGACUGGAUUAGGCCGUGGGGUUGAGUCUUCAUAACUUUUUAACUAUGCUGAUUAAAUUAAUAAUUCAUUUAAAUACAAUUAUAAAUAUUGUAAAUAAUUGAUAAUAAAUUGAAGAAUUUAAUUAUUAAUUAUAUUAUUGUCACAAAGAAAUUUUCAAUAAUAAUUAAUUUGUACAUAUUUUGUGUUUUCUAAACUGAAUUAAUCUUUUCCAUAGGUAAGAUAGUGGAAUUAGAAAUUUGAUGUAAAAAAUUUUUUAUGAAGACAACAAUUUCAUAAUCGAUUAUAGUAGCAAAUAAUGAAUCAAAUUAAUAUUUAUCCACUUAUUUAUAUGAUUAAUAGAAUAUUU
Chelonus insularis is the source of this 6606-nucleotide messenger RNA. It is a transcript of the gene fab1, whose product is annotated as fab1 kinase. Gene Ontology annotation, cellular component: cytoplasmic vesicle; vesicle membrane. The record is from RefSeq and is a predicted model, not a curated record. Gene Ontology annotation, molecular function: metal ion binding; 1-phosphatidylinositol-3-phosphate 5-kinase activity; ATP binding. The transcript has 4 exons. NCBI's taxonomy places the organism in Eukaryota, Metazoa, Arthropoda, Insecta, Hymenoptera, Braconidae. Gene Ontology annotation, biological process: neutrophil chemotaxis; melanosome organization; phosphatidylinositol metabolic process. Bases 403 to 6294 code for a protein of 1963 amino acids.